Molecule: messenger RNA, 642 nt
Organism: Benincasa hispida (wax gourd)
Lineage: Eukaryota; Viridiplantae; Streptophyta; Magnoliopsida; Cucurbitales; Cucurbitaceae
Product: RPM1-interacting protein 4 (RIN4) family protein
Cellular component (GO): plasma membrane
Source: RefSeq, a predicted model, not a curated record
ACCCACGUUAUCUUGCGUGUCGUUUCAUUCUCGACUGUCUCUCUCUCAAGAGAUUCUGUGUUGUUCUUGCAAACUAUUCCUCUUCCAUCCUGUUUUGCCCGCACUCUCUUUUUGUUUCUUUCCGUUUUUGGUCUUCUGCUAUUCGAUCCCCGGCCCUUUUGUCCUGCAAUCAUGGCAUCGCAGGACAAGGGCCGUCCAUUGCCAAAGUUCGGUGAAUGGGAUGUAAAUAAUCCUGCAUCUGCAGAAGGAUUUACAGUCAUAUUUAACAAGGCUAGAAAUGAGAAGAAGACCACUGGAACUGCUGCCAAUAAGGUUCCUCAACAAAUAAGUGAACCUGUCUUCAACAAUGAAAGUUACCCUCAGUAUCCUCCACCCAAGAAGAGGUGGUUUUGCUGUGGUUGAAGCCACAGUGGUUUCAGGAUCUUGAAGUUGUGUAAUCUAUUAUAGCGAAGACAUAAAAUUUUGCAGCCUUAUCCAACCGCGGAACUCUGACUCCACAAAGUUGUUGCACCAACAAAUGACUCAUACUAUUCUUUUUCCCUUUUCACUUUGGAACGUUAUAUAAUUAUUUACAUCACAUGGUACUCAGUUUAUUUGCAAUGUUAUACAGGAUGGAAAAGGCAAAUUACAUUUUCAAAAUCA